Molecule: messenger RNA, 1056 nt
Organism: Orbicella faveolata
Lineage: Eukaryota; Metazoa; Cnidaria; Anthozoa; Scleractinia; Merulinidae
Source: RefSeq, a predicted model, not a curated record
AUGGAAGCUGGGGCGAAAGAUACCUUAGAGUUACAGGACACUAAAGAAUCAGAUUUUAACAAAGUACCCAACGGAAGCAGCAGCGUACCAAAUGUGAAACCGAAGUCCCGCGAUCAUUGUUAUAGAUGUGAUGGUACACUACUACACAUGAAUCAUCCGAGUGUUACCUCAGGAACGAAACAUACCAGAAAUGUGGGAAACGAGUUUGCGGCUCAGGAAAGAGUCAGAACUUCACCGGACGAAGAAAGGAUGAAAAGCCCAAUCUGCCUUUCUUUGAGGUGGAUGAUGACCGCGAUGAUGAGAAGCCACCACAAGGCACACCUGAAAAAAUUUGAGAAACUGCUAGAUGAGAACAGCGAAGUGUUUCAGGAUGAAAUUGGCAAACUGAAGUCAACAAAAGCAAAACUCACCCUGAAAGAAGGCAGUAAACCAAUGUUUUGCAAGGCAAGGUCGGUCCCGUAUGCCAUGAAACCAAAAGUUGAGGUCCAGCUGAAACGCCUAGAAGAAGAAGGGAUAUUUCGCAAGGUCAGAUUCAGCAACUGGUCGACAUCUAUUGUACAUGUCGUCAAACCAAAUGAUGCUGUACGCAUCUGUGGCGACUAUAAGAUCACAGUAAAUCCCCAACUGCAGACAGAGGAGUACUUCCUUACUCGUAUCGGUGACGUAUUUGCUGAGUUGGCGGGGGGAGGGAGGUUCACCAAGAUUGACCUCAAACAGCCACACGCAUACCAUCAGAUGGAGGUGGAGGAAGAGUCACAGGAGUACUUGACAAUCAACACCCACCAAGGAUUGCACCGAUACAAUCGCCUGGUAUUUGGGAUAGCCUCAGCCUCAACCUCAGCCACGUGGCAGAGAUCAAUGGAUCAAAUCCUAGAAGAAAUAGAAGGAAGAAGGUUCAUCUUAGACGACAUGAUCAUCGCAGGAAAAGAUGAUGAAGGGCAUCUUGAUCACCUGGUGGAAGUACUGAAGAGGCUAAAGGAACAUGGCCUACUAGCAAAUCGGCGGCAAAUGCAAGUUUUUCCAGACGAAGAUCACCUACUGCGGGCACAUAGUUGA